Rhinopithecus roxellana (golden snub-nosed monkey) is the source of this 2869-nucleotide messenger RNA. RefSeq names its product non-SMC condensin I complex subunit H (gene NCAPH). The record is from RefSeq and is a predicted model, not a curated record. NCBI's taxonomy places the organism in Eukaryota, Metazoa, Chordata, Mammalia, Primates, Cercopithecidae. Gene Ontology annotation, biological process: mitotic chromosome condensation. The transcript has 19 exons. Gene Ontology annotation, molecular function: chromatin binding. Bases 92 to 2383 code for a protein of 763 amino acids. Gene Ontology annotation, cellular component: condensin complex.
CCCGCCCGCCGGUGACGUCACGCGGCCGUUACGACGCUCAGGCGUCUCGACGCGCGCGAUUUAAAACCAGCUCAGGAGACGCCAAAGCGGGAUGGGACCUCCCGGCCCAGAGACCAGAGGACACCCCCACAGUGCCUCCUCCCCUUCAGAGCGGGUGUUCCCGAUGCCCCUGCCCAGGAAGGCGCCUCUCAAUGUUCCUGGCACCCCAGUCCUCGAAGACUUUCCUCAGAAUGACGAUGAGAAGGAGCGGCUGCAGCGGAGGCGGUCGAGGGUCUUUGAUCUGCAGUUCAGCACCGACUCACCUCGCUUGUUGGCCUCCCCCUCCAGCAGGAUUAUUGAUGUUUCAGCUACUAUGCCUAAGUUUACAAACACGCAGAUUACAGAACAUUACUCCACCUGUAUCAAACUGUCCACUGAAAAUAAAAUCACUACCAAGAAUGCUUUUGGUUUGCACUUGAUUGAUUUUAUGUCAGAGAUUCUUAAACAGAAAGACACCGAACCAACCAACUUUAAAGUGGCUGCAGGUACUCUGGAUGCCAGCACUAAGAUCUAUGCCGUACGCGUGGAUGCCGUCCAUGCCGAUGUAUACAGAGUCCUUGGGGGGCUGGGCAAAGAUGCACCGUCUUUGGAAGAAGUGGAAGGCCAUGUUGCAGAUGGAAGUGCGACUGAAAUGGGAACAACCAAAAAGGCCCCAAAGCCAAAGAAGAAGCUGUUACACAGAACCAUCGAGCAGAAUGUAAACAACCUCAAUGUCUCCGAAGCAGAUCGGAAGUGUGAGAUUGAUCCCAUGUUUCAGAAGACGGCAGCCUCGUUUGAUGAGUGCAGCACAGCGGGGGUGUUUCUGUCCACUCUCCACUGCCAGGACUACAGAAGUGAGCUGCUGUUUCCCUCUGAUGUCCAGACGCUGUCCACGGGAGAACCUCUCGAGUUGCCAGAGUUAGGUUGGGUAGAAAUGACAGAUUUAAAAGCGCCCUUGCAGCAGUGUGCGGAAGAUCGCCAGAUCUGCCCUUCCCUGGCCGGGUUCCAGUUUACUCAGUGGGACAGUGAAACACAUAAUGAGUCUGUGUCGGCCCUGGUAGACAAGUUUAAGAAGAAUGACCAGGUGUUUGACAUCAACGCUGAAGUUGAGAGUGACUGCGGAGACGUCCCUGAUGGGUCCCUGGGGGAUGACUUUGAUGCCAACGAUGAACCCGACCACACUGCAGUUGGGGAUCAUGAAGAGUUCAGGAGCUGGAAGGAGCCCUGCCAGGUUCAGAGCUGCCAGGAAGAAAUGAUUUCCCUCGGGGAUGGAGACGUCAGGACCAUGUGCCCCCUUCUGUCUAUGAAACCUGGAGAAUAUUCUUAUUUCAGUCCUCGGACCAUGUCAAUGUGGGCUGGCCCGGAUCACUGGCGCUUUAGGCCUCGACGCAAACAAGAUGCUCCCUCCCAAUCAGAAAACAGAAAGAAGAGUACAAAGAAAGUUUUUGAAAUUGACUUUGAAGAUGAUAUUGACUUUGAUGUAUAUUUUAGAAAAACAAAGGCCGCCACUAUUCUGACCAAGUCCACUUUGGAGAACCAGAAUUGGAGAGCUACCACCCUUCCUACAGAUUUCCACUACGAUGUCGACACUCUGGUCCAGCUUCACCUCAAACCAGGCACCAGGUUAGUUAAGAUGGCCCAGGGCCAAAGGGCAGAGACUGAGCAUUAUGAAGAAAUUGAAGACUAUGAUUACAACAACCCUAACGACACCUCCAACUUCUGCCCUGGAUUACAGGCUGCUGACAGUGAUAAUGAAGAUUCUGAUGACUUAUUCGUGGGACCAGUUGGGAACUCUGACCUCUCACCUUCUCCUUGCCAUCCACCUAAGACGGCCCAACAGAAUGGAGACACUCCGGAAGCCCAAGGAUUAGACAUCACAACAUAUGGGGAGUCAAACCUGGUAGCUGAGCCUCAGAAGGUAAAUAAAAUUGAAAUUCACUAUGCCAAGACUGCCAAAAAGAUGGACAUGAAGAAGCUGAAGCAGAGCAUGUGGAGUCUGCUGACAGCGCUCUCCGGAAAGGAGGCAGAUGCAGAGAGCACCCUAGGACACCUUUGCAGUGUCUCCUUUACCAGGGUGAUGCUGACCAUUGACAUCCAUGUUCACCACAAUGUCAUUAGAGCAGGACUGAGACACUGGCAAAGCCACAGGGAAGCUGGAAAAGAAGGGGCCCUGGCAGAAGUGGCUGACAAGAAGAUGCUUAGCGGGCUCACGAAGGACCUGCAGAGGAGCCUGCCCCCUGUCAUGGCUCAGAACCUCUCCAUACCUCUGGCUUUUGCCUGUCUCCUACAUUUAGCCAAUGAAAAGAAUCUAAAGCUGGAAGGAACAGAGGACCUUUCUGACGUUCUUGUGAGGCAAGGAGAUUGAGUUCGCUGUGGAGAAGUCUGGAGGCCCGUCACUUACUCAGCUGCCGGGACAUCCCCAGUCUGGGUGGAAGAAGAUGCCAUGGGCUUCUACCCAGGCUGUAGCCAACUACCAGCGUGCCUGUUUAUUUGUAGCUCUUUCCUUCUCUCCGUCACGGUCUGGGAGCCAGCGCCCUGAAACUCUGUGCUUGACUGAUGAAACCUUACUGCCCUAUGGUGACCAUCUAGGAGAGGGGAGGGCAGAGCGGGUGAGGGUACUGCUCUGGAUUGAGAAAACCUAUAUCCAUUCUUCGUAUCAGUGUAUAGUUCUAGUCUCCUAAGUUGAUCUGUUAUUUUCCAAACUCUACUCUUGUAGAAAAUUUUCCAGUGGGCACUGAAUGUUGCCCUUGAAGAACUUCAUAAUCCAUGUACAUGAAAUACACCAUAUGUACACUUAUAAAUGUAUAUAGAAUGCUCAAAAAUAAAAUUCUUAGUAAUAUAACUGGCAAAA